CUUGAAUGGCUUCAUCAUCCUGGUCGUGCCCUGUCCAUCUCGUAAGGUGCGCGAACCUUUCUGCUUUGGCUAAUACUAUCGUCACUUUCCUCAACGCUUGGUGAUCAGAUCAGUUAGUAUUCUUCACUCUCCCGGAGGAACGGUAGGCGUCAGAGCAAUUGUCACCUAGCUACUUUCGCUACACCCCCCGGUUUCCCUUCCAUCCUACUACGACCGCCAUCAUGUCCAAAACAGUCCACAUCGAGUCCACUGCGCAGUUUUCUGCCCUCCUUUCCUCCUCCACUAUCGUUGUCGCCGAUUUCUAUGCCGACUGGUGCGGCCCUUGUCGCCAGAUUGCGCCCAUCUACGAACAACUGUCUGCCCAGUUGUCGCGACCAAACAAGAUCACCUUCGCGAAGGUUAACACCGAUCAGCAGGUAGACCUUGCUAGGUCCUAUGGCGUCAAGGCAAUGCCCACGUUCAUGAUCUUCAAGAAUGCGCGACGGAUCGAGUUCAUCGAGGGUGCAGACCCGAAAAGACUGUCGGAGGUGGUGAAGAACCUAGCAAACGAGGCAAACAAGAUGGAAACAGAAGAAGCUGGCGAAAGUUCAAGUGGCGGUACAUGGGUUGGCGCAGAACUACCUCGAGGAUACGUGGAUAUCACUGACCAGGUCGACUUCCUGGGCCUGGAGUUGCUGAAUUGGGAUUCGUCUCACGGAAAUGCCAGAAAAUUGAUCAGCGGCGACAAGCCACGAGGUACACCAGAAGCCAAAGUGGACUUUGUGCAAAGCGACUCGGACGAGCAAUUGAUGAUCUACAUCCCCUUCCAAUCUACCGUCAAGAUCCACUCAAUACACCUCACUUCCCUCCCAGACAACACUGACGACGACGAGUCCCCAAGCAGACCGAAGCUCAUCAAACUCUUCACCAACAAACCUCACAUCCUCGGUUUUGACGAAGCUGACGGCGCACCAGCAACACAGGAAGUCACAUUGUCAGAAAAUGACUGGAAUUCUAAGACAGGCACUGCGAAAAUCGAUCUCCGGAUCGUCAAAUUCCAGAAUGUUUCCAGCUUGGUGAUGUUCGUUGUAGAGAGCGAGGGAGACAACGAAAAGGUCAGAUUGGACCGGAUAAGGAUCAUUGGCGAGACCGGAGAGAAGAGAGGUGGCAAGAUCGAGAAGAUCGCAUCCGAUGACUGAUUGCUCAAUACUGGAGACAUGACCAUGAGAUAUGAGAGAUGAUUGCAUUCAGAACAAGAGAGAAGACAAAAGCCAUAGAUUAGGGGAUACAGUUGAUACGAAAAGUCCAAAGAGAUAGCCUGCUGCUCUAGCAAUCAUGGGCUUGAUAUCCAUCAUGCUCGCCAGAUGAAGCCAAAAGUUCCGACCCUUGCGCGAAUACAAGCAUUCUCUCCCC
Molecule: messenger RNA, 1392 nt
Organism: Exophiala xenobiotica
Lineage: Eukaryota; Fungi; Ascomycota; Eurotiomycetes; Chaetothyriales; Herpotrichiellaceae
Product: thioredoxin
Exons: 2
Coding region: 222-1178 (318 amino acids)
Source: RefSeq, a predicted model, not a curated record